UAAAAAUAAAAAACUAUGGCAUUGUUCUAUCAUCUUCUUAUCUUCUUCCUACUUACACUAGCAAAAUCCGAAGACCGGCUGGCAGAAUUCUGCAACAAUGACAAGACCUACACCCGCGCCAAAACAUCAUCAAACAUCGAUAAUGUACUCUCCCAACUAGUCGUGAAAACCCCAUUAUCUGGCUUCGCAAACACCUCCUUUGGCAGUGGCCAGGAUGCCAUCUAUGGCCUCGCCCAGUGUAGAGGGGAUGUGAGCACUGAAGAGUGUGUGAAAUGCACUGCCGAUGCAGCAAAACAGAUCCGCCAGGUCUGCACCAACCAAGCUGAUGCAAGAAUAUGGUUCGACUUCUGCUUCCUACGCUAUGACACUGAAGACUUUGUAGGGAAGUUGGACACCAGCUUCGGGGUGUUCUACUUCAAUGUGGAGAAUGCAACAGACCCAGAAGCUUUCGUUGAGAAGUUGGGAGGAUUGAUGGAUCGAGUGCGAGCGCAAGGGGUGGGCCCUACUAGUCGUGGGUUGGGUAAGGAUAAGCUCAAGUUCUCGCCGUUUGUGACCAUCUAUGCCUUGGUGCAAUGCACUGGAGAUUUGUCGAGACUAUCAUGUGCGCAGUGUUUGGCUACUGCGGUUUCAAGUUUUCAUACCUAUUGCGAAUAUAGGAAGGGUUGUCGCGUUCUUUAUAGCAGCUGCUACGUUAGAUAUGAGAUCUAUCCUUUCUUCUUCCCUCUUGAUUCCAGCAAGAAGGCUGAAGGUUCUUAUUCUAGGGCUAUUGUUCACCCUUAGGUUGCAUUUGGAUGAACAAGUCAAUUGGAUUGCAGAAAGUCUGACUAAUAAACAGCAAAUGACAAGAGAUUGUAAUUCUUCCUGGGAUCCAUGAUGAAGUAUCAUCCCUUGAAUUGCAGUUUCGAGCACAGAUCAAGAAUAUGAAUUCCAGAAAGAUAUUGCAAUUUCAUCA
Molecule: messenger RNA, 952 nt
Organism: Magnolia sinica
Lineage: Eukaryota; Viridiplantae; Streptophyta; Magnoliopsida; Magnoliales; Magnoliaceae
Product: cysteine-rich repeat secretory protein 55-like
Exons: 1
Coding region: 16-780 (254 amino acids)
Source: RefSeq, a predicted model, not a curated record